AUGGAUGGACAAGAUCAUUUUGAUGCAAUCCAAAACUCACUGGCAAAAUCAUACCACUGGACUCUUGCUUUGGAUAGUGGCUAUUUGGACAUUCUUGAUGAUGAUGAUGAUGAUGAUGAUGAUGAUGAUGAUAUUGCUGACAAUGCUUUCAUCCUUGUUGCCAAAUAUGAAGCAACAACUGGUCAUGAAGUUGCAUCCAAGCAAGUCCAUUUGACAACUGAACAACAAAAUCUCUUGGCAACUGCAUUGGAAAAUACACAAGAGCUUUUUGAUGACAACCUUGGACACUACAAACACGAGAAGAUCCCUUUGGAAGUGGAAGACGGUGCUGUUCCUGUCCAUUCCAAAGCGUACUCUGUUCCUGUAAAGCAUCAAGAUGCUUUUCUCAAGGAACUUUGCCAUUUGGAAGCCAUUAAUGUACUCAAAUAA
Cylindrotheca closterium is the source of this 429-nucleotide messenger RNA. Lineage: Eukaryota; Bacillariophyta; Bacillariophyceae; Bacillariales; Bacillariaceae. The record is from the annotation of a GenBank genome assembly.